CGUCGCCAUCCGCCAACGUACCUCUUACACAUCUCGACACCACACGAACUCGCACACAAUGGAUACCUCACGAGACUCAUCAAAUCUACUCGACACGCACAACCGCCUCAUCGCGGAUGUCCUCUCCCGCUUCCGUAUGCUCACAAUGCUCGCGACCAUCCAAGCUGAAGGAGAGCGCAAGAACGCUGAGCCGCAGACUGUCGCCGUGACGGGCAUGUCGAUGCAGAUGGAAUUCGAAGGACUCCACACAUCAAUCAAGGACCUCCUCGCCCUCAGUCGUCGUCUCAAGGAACUUUGGCUGUUCGGUAAACUAGGCCAGGGAGAAGGCGACGCGCGCAUUCAAGCGGACAAGCUCCAGGCCGACGUGGUCCGGUGCGCGGAGCUUCUCAACGCCAUCCAGGAGACCCGGUUCGCUGGGCUCGCUGCGGCGGCGGAGGGCAAGUGGGUGCCGAUGGGUCGCCCUGAUGCUGCGUCUGGCGAAGGUGGUGCAGCUGUUGCUGCUCCGCCGCCUGCUGCUCCGACAGCACCGAAUGGGGCUGGUGGUGCUGCGUGAGGGAUGGGAUCUUGAAUCGACUAAAAGUCUUUGGGGAUGAGGGCGAAACCCACGAUUUGCAUGCAAUGGCGUUUGGAUUGGGGAUCCCUGGGUCGAAUACAAAAUGUCCCGAGGGAGGUAACGCUGAUACCCGUUUACAAAGGGCGGA
Molecule: messenger RNA, 701 nt
Organism: Colletotrichum godetiae
Lineage: Eukaryota; Fungi; Ascomycota; Sordariomycetes; Glomerellales; Glomerellaceae
Exons: 2
Coding region: 59-553 (164 amino acids)
Biological process (GO): regulation of transcription by RNA polymerase II
Cellular component (GO): mediator complex
Molecular function (GO): transcription coregulator activity
Source: RefSeq, a predicted model, not a curated record